This is a messenger RNA of Mangifera indica (mango), 2856 nucleotides long. RefSeq names its product FT-interacting protein 1-like. Bases 137 to 2533 code for a protein of 798 amino acids. The record is from RefSeq and is a predicted model, not a curated record. Lineage: Eukaryota; Viridiplantae; Streptophyta; Magnoliopsida; Sapindales; Anacardiaceae. The transcript has a single exon.
CCUUUCCAGCUGAGUCUAUCAGUGGAGCACCUGCUAUAAGGCCAAAAGUAGAGGCAAUAGAACAGAUACACAAACAUCAAAUUUUGCGCAACCGAUACUGUCUGUGGAGAAGAGACCACAAGCUGUCCCAUUCACAAUGCUGCCCGUCAAUCCACAAGGUCAUCCCGGUGACCUAGAUGACUACGAUCUGAAGGACACCAAUCCCCAGUUGGGCGAGCAAUGGCCCAAUGGUAUGGGAUAUGGAGGAAGAGGAUGGAUGAGUGGUGAAAGAUUCACAAGCACUUACGACCUUGUCGAGCAGAUGUUCUAUCUUUAUGUUCGUGUUGUGAAAGCGAAAGACCUUCCUCUCAGCUCCAUUACUGGGAGCUGUGACCCUUAUGUUGAAGUAAAGCUUGGCAACUACAAAGGACGGACAAGGCAUUUUGAGAAGAAGAUGAAUCCUGAAUGGAACCAGGUCUUUGCUUUCUCCAAAGAUCGUAUUCAGGCAUCAAUGCUUGAAGUUUUUGUCAAGGACAAAGAAAUGAUAGGUAGAGAUGAUUAUCUAGGAAGAAUUGUUUUCGAUUUGAAUGAAGUUCCCACUAGAGUUCCACCUGACAGCCCCCUGGCUCCUCAGUGGUAUAGACUAGAGGAGCGGCGCAGUACAGGAAAAGUAAGGGGACAGAUCAUGGUUGCAGUUUGGAUGGGAACUCAAGCCGAUGAAGCCUUCUCAGAGGCUAGGCAUUCUGAUGCUUCCUCAGUCUAUGGAGAGGGGGUUUUCAACAUUCGAUCAAAGGUUUAUGUAUCUCCAAAGCUGUGGUACCUUAGGGUGAAUGUAAUUGAAGCCCAGGAUGUGGUGCCUGAUGACAGAAACCGCCUCCCAGAAGUUUUUGUCAACGUUCAGGUUGGAAGCCAAGUUCUUAAAACCAAGACAUGCUCAAGCCCAACUACUAAUCCACUCUGGAAUGAAGAUUUAGUUUUUGUAGUAGCUGAGCCAUUUGAGGAGCAGCUACUCAUUACAGUUGAGGAUCGAGUUCAUCAGUCAAGAGAUAUUAUGUUGGGGAAGACAAUCCUACCGCUCAACAUAUUUGAGAAACGGCUAGACCACAGGCCAGUUCAUUCUCGUUGGUUUAAUCUUGAAAAAUAUGGAUUUGGAGUCCUGGAAGCAGACAGGAGGAAAGAGCACAAGUUUUCAAGCAGAGUUCACCUUCGAGUUUGUCUUGAAGGUGGAUAUCAUGUGUUGGAUGAAUCAACAUUGUACAUUAGUGAUCAGAGGCCAACAGCAAAGCAGCUCUGGAAACAGCCUGUUGGGAUAUUAGAAGUGGGCAUUCUAGGUGCUCAAGGACUCCUGCCGAUGAAGAUGAGGGAUGGAAAAGGAAGUACAGAUGCUUACUGUGUUGCUAAGUAUGGCCAGAAAUGGGUUCGAACCAGAACACUUCUGGACACAUUCAACCCCAGGUGGAAUGAGCAAUACACAUGGGAAGUUUAUGAUCCCUGCACAGUGAUCACACUUGGAGUUUUCGACAAUUGUCACUUGGGUGGAGAUGAGAAACAACAUGUUGGCACUGCAGCUAGAGAUUCACGGAUAGGAAAGGUACGAAUAAGGCUAUCAACCCUUGAAGCUCAUCGAAUUUAUACACAUUCAUAUCCACUGCUUGUUCUUCAUCCACAUGGGGUGAAGAAGAUGGGCGAGCUUCAACUAGCAGUUAGAUUUACCACUCUUUCUUUAGCUAACAUGAUAUAUGUUUAUGGCCACCCCUUGCUGCCCAAAAUGCAUUACAUUCAUCCUUUCACUGUGAAUCAAGUAGAUAAUUUAAGGUACCAAGCCAUGAAUAUUGUAGCAGUGAGGCUAGGCCGGGCUGAACCACCUCUACGAAAAGAGGUGGUGGAGUACAUGCUAGAUGUCGACUCCCAUAUGUGGAGUAUGAGAAGAAGCAAAGCAAACUUCUUUCGCAUUAUGUCUCUUCUUUCAGGUAUGAUAUCCGUGAGCAGAUGGUUUGGUGAUGUAUGCAAGUGGAGAAAUCCUGUCACAUCAGUUCUAGUUCACAUUCUGUUCCUAAUACUAAUUUGGUAUCCGGAGUUGAUCCUCCCAACUGUGUUUCUGUACAUGUUCCUCAUUGGACUAUGGAACUAUAGGUUUCGUCCAAGGCACCCACCUCAUAUGGAUACGAAACUUUCGUGGGCAGAAGCAGUGCAUCCAGAUGAGCUAGACGAAGAAUUUGAUACUUUCCCUACUUCUAAAUCUCAAGAUUUAGUUAGGAUGAGGUAUGAUCGGCUUAGAAGUGUUGCAGGGAGGAUUCAGACAGUGGUAGGUGAUAUAGCAACGCAAGGUGAAAGGUAUCAGUCCCUGCUCAGCUGGAGAGACCCCAGAGCUACAGCACUUUUCAUAGUGUUCAGUCUUUGCGCAGCUGUGGUGCUCUAUACAACACCAUUUAAAGUGGUGGCUCUGCUUGGCGGUCUGUAUUAUCUGCGGCACCCCAGGUUCCGCAGCAAGCUGCCUUCUGUGCCCAGCAACUUCUUCAGGAGAUUGCCACCUCGAACAGAUAGCUUACUGUGACACUUAAAACACAAAUAACUCAAUUGCUAUAUUUCACUAGUUUGGGAUUACACUGUACCUUAAACUGUUUCUUAUGCUUUUUUUUAUUUUCUUGCGAGUUCAAUAAGUGUUGCAUAAACAUAUUACUAGUAACAGCUGAUGUAAAAUACGUCCGGAUAUUUGUUUGCAUGAAAGCCGUGUGUAAUAGUCAUUCUGGGCACCGUUACAGUGACUUUUCUUGUUUUACUUUGUUAUUGCAUCCGGAUCAACGAUCAGGCUAUUACUCGGAGACUUUAGCAAGCUGUUGGAACUUAAUCAAGUACACUGCGGAAUUCCAAUACUCA